This is a messenger RNA of Ceratosolen solmsi marchali, 834 nucleotides long. RefSeq names its product putative odorant receptor 59c. The record is from RefSeq and is a predicted model, not a curated record. The transcript is spliced from 5 exons. Gene Ontology annotation, cellular component: plasma membrane. The annotation marks the transcript as partial. Lineage: Eukaryota; Metazoa; Arthropoda; Insecta; Hymenoptera; Agaonidae. Gene Ontology annotation, molecular function: olfactory receptor activity; odorant binding. Gene Ontology annotation, biological process: detection of chemical stimulus involved in sensory perception of smell; sensory perception of smell.
UAUGAUAUUUAUGAAAUAUAUUGCGUAGCAAAUGUAUUAUUAUUAAUGAUUACUAUAAUACUAUAUAUCUCGCGUUUCUGUAUAUCCACAGUUAUAGUAAACAUCAUUAGUUAUGCAUCGAAACCUAUUAUGAAUCCAAAUCCUGAUUAUCAACUUGUAAUCGACGCUUAUGCAUUGUGCGAUCGAAGUACUCCACUUUGCUUUUGGUUAUCUUAUGUACAUCAAAUAUCUAGUUAUAGUAGCACAUGCCUUGUACAGGUUGGCUAUGACUGUGUAUUAUUUAAUUUUAUUCAACGAAUAUCUUGCCUUUUAAAAAUACUGGAAUACCGGAUUUUGAAAUUACCAAAUCUUGUUGAAAUACAAGCAUUCGGAUAUCACGACGAAAUAAAUUAUAUUAAAGAAUGUAUUAAAGAACAUCAUUCGAUUUGCAAAGCAGUAAAAGCAUUAAAUGAUUCAUUUUACGAAACAGUUUUUAUUCAAUUGAUCUCAAGUAUCUUAACCAUGUGCACGAAUAUUUAUUUAUUGUCAAUGCAAGAUAUAUUCAGUAGUGAAUUCAAUGCGGUAUUCAUAUUUCUUUGUUGUCUAUUUACUCAAAAUUUCUUAUUCUGUUGGUUUGGUUUCAAAAUAUCAAGCAAUAGCUUACACGUCUCAAAUUCAAUAUUCAACAUGAAUUGGUGUAUUUUGCAAAAGGAAUCAAAGACGAUGCUAGCAUACGUAAUGUUGAAAACUGCUCAACCAAUUUAUUUAUUUAGCAAGAGUAUUAUCAGAUUAACUCCUGAAUCAUUUAUAAAUAUUGUUAAAGUUUCAUAUUCGGCCUUCAAUAUUUUACAACAU